AACUGACGUCUCGCAUCAACUGGGUUGCCGAGAGCUGACCGAGCAACCUCCUGUGUCAAAUCACAUCGUUGCGGAUAAAAGGACCGUCGGAUUAAACCACCUGGUAUCGACAGGUGCAAACAGUGUGCCGAAGAAUAGAGUCCUAGUGGGACGGACCUAA
This is a messenger RNA of Acaulospora colombiana, 160 nucleotides long. The record is from the annotation of a GenBank genome assembly. Lineage: Eukaryota; Fungi; Glomeromycota; Glomeromycetes; Diversisporales; Acaulosporaceae.